This is a messenger RNA of Dichomitus squalens LYAD-421 SS1, 606 nucleotides long. RefSeq lists its product as uncharacterized. The record is from RefSeq and is a predicted model, not a curated record. NCBI's taxonomy places the organism in Eukaryota, Fungi, Basidiomycota, Agaricomycetes, Polyporales, Polyporaceae. The transcript has a single exon. Bases 1 to 606 code for a protein of 201 amino acids.
AUGUACCAGGAGGUGCUACGUGAGAGCGAGGCCUGGGACCAGGUGCGGAAGCAGUCUGUGAUCAACUUGCAGGUCGCUGUAGUCUUGCAGGGAGGUUACCUCGACGAGGUCCACCAACAGAUGCAGGGCCGGAAACAGAAGAAGGCGGGAAAGAAGCCGGGGGGGAAGCUGGUCGGAGAUGGCUUACCGCGUCUACUCAACGAGGACGGAUUCAUUGAUGAAGUUUUCAAGCACGAGCAAGCACAGAAGCGGAAGGCAGAGGAGAAAGAGGAGCGUAAGUUGGAGAAGGAGCAUCAUACGAAGGCACUAGAGAGGUGGAAGGAGGCAUGCAAGGCACGAGAUGAGCGGGUCAAGGCACAGAAGGAGCAGUAUCGCCAGGCCUUGGAGGAGUGGGAGGAUGAGCGACAGCUAGCCAAGACAGAGCGGAGGAGGAUUGGAUGGCAAAAGCCAACACUAGGAGCAGUUGAGAAGAAGCCGGGACAGCCAAAGAAGAGGGCGGCACAGCGGGCAGACGAUGUCACGGACGUUGGACAGACGCCCCUUUUUGCCGCCCAUUCCCCUCCCCUUGACGCCCACCUUCCAUUUUCGGACCAUUUCCUUUCUUAG